Paralichthys olivaceus (Japanese flounder) is the source of this 569-nucleotide messenger RNA. The record is from RefSeq and is a predicted model, not a curated record. Lineage: Eukaryota; Metazoa; Chordata; Actinopteri; Pleuronectiformes; Paralichthyidae.
ACUCCAAACAGAAGACUCGCUGUCAGUCUUGUCUUCCUUGUCGUUUCUACCACCUGAUUGGUCAGAUCUGUAAUCGCAGCACUGAAGCUCUGGUCAAAGCCACCAAAUCAUCUCUGGACGCCCUGAGGAGGAGACUACAUGUUGUUAAAUACCAGUCGUCCUCCUCCUCCUCUUCCUCCUCCAGCAGCCACUCUGCUCCUCCUCCUCUCCUCAGAGCUUCCAUCCAGCUCGCCAUCCCCAACAUUGUCCUCCGACCCAGUCUGGACGACAUCCAGACCACAGUGAAUAAGCUGGUGAACGUGGUUCUGUCCGUGACCAGAGACAUUCCUCUGUGGACGUUCUGUCACAUGCAGUACAAGCAGCAGCAGGUGGAGCAGGCGGCGGCUCGCGACGCUGGAGACGACAUCACGGUGAAGCCGCCAGUGCUGAGGCCUCUGGACAGACAGCUGGCCGAACAUAAAGACGUCACCAAGUUGGUGAUGCAGCUCAGCUCCGUGGUGUCGUCUCUGAGAACUCAGGCUGCUGAGACGCUGAGUGAACUCACCCACUUCUCCACUCUGUGGAACCAG